AUGGAUCCGGACAGCGAUGCGCAGGUCUUCUUACUGCUAAACUCCUUCCAGCUUACGAUCAAGCCGCGUGCGGGCAGGCGACCUGCUCGGUCGAAAACAGAGGACCUUAAGAAGGAGGGCUCAGAAGCAGAGGUCCCCGAGGUAGAGCUCUUCGAGGUGGAGUAUCUGAAGGAUAUUGAGGACUCGAAGAUGUGGGAUUCGGAGAACGAGAAGUUCGAGGUGGAGAGCUUGGAUGGUGUGAGGCUGUACACUGAGGAUAAGAAGAUUGAGGACAUCCAGGACUGGUCCUUGUAUACGACGCCCACCGGACGAGUGUGUACGAGGAUGAGGGAGGGUAAUUGA
Messenger RNA from Paraphaeosphaeria sporulosa, 342 nucleotides. RefSeq lists its product as uncharacterized. The transcript has a single exon. Bases 1 to 342 code for a protein of 113 amino acids. The record is from RefSeq and is a predicted model, not a curated record. NCBI's taxonomy places the organism in Eukaryota, Fungi, Ascomycota, Dothideomycetes, Pleosporales, Didymosphaeriaceae.